AUGAGUAGGCACUUAAUGGCAAACCCACUUCAAUGUCGCGAUGAUCGACGCGGGAACGCGCGCGACUAUCGCGCCACACCACGCGGGCAAGUCUCGACGAGAAUUAUUGUUUCAAAUUCGAUUUCAGCGAGUCGCUAUUCAACCUACACGCUCUUCAUUAUUUUCGCCACUAUUAUUUUGUUUCAAACGACAAAACGGGACGACACAAAUUUGGAAACUAAGACAGUUUAUGGAAAAACGCAAAUUUUCCCACAAGGCGGUCAGGAAGUGACACUUGAAAAUGUCAAGUGGAACAUCGAGCCGAUUCAGAAUAUUAUUCGAAACAUUGAAGAGCUCGAUGGAGCCAAAAGAUACCUCACAUCCGAUUUUGACUAUAGCAAUGGAAUGGGCAAUCAGAUGUUCCAAUUCGCCGCGCUUUUCACAUUAGCCGAAAAGCACAACGCCACAUUGAUUGCUCCCGAUGAUCUUGUGCUCCGUCGAGCAUUUUCGUUCAACAACCAGAAAAAUGUGCAAUUUGCUUCGCGAUCGGUCAUCGCGGAGCUCAGCGAACAAAUGAAUUCGUUGAAAUUCACACAAAAUGUGAAAUCAUUCAUGGAAGAUGUCGGAGUAUCAUUGGCAAUUCGAUCUGGAAUUGUAAUCGAUACGAACGUGGCAAAUGACGAUCAGACAAUCCAAGUGGAUCCGAAAGACGCGUUGGCGAAUACGAUGACUGUCGGAAUACACGUCAGACACGGAAUCGACAUCGCAAUGAAUUCGAGGAAUCAGAGGCACGGUCACGUCGCGGCUCCGAUCAGCUAUUACAAGAAUGCGAUGAAGCAAAUCAGCGAAAUAUACGAAAGUGUAGCUUUUAUCAUCUGCACCGAUGACAUCUACUGGGUUCGCCGUUAUCUUCGACCUGACAAGAAUUCCAAAUACUAUUAUUGUCCGGGUCCACGUGAAGUGGACAUGGCGAUCCUGGCUUCCUGCGAUACAAUCAUUAUGUCAACGGGUACAUUCUCGUGGUGGUCCGCUUAUCUGAAUAUCAAUGCGUCACCAAAUGUCUAUUAUUAUAAACAUUGGCCAAGAGAAGGCAGCGCAAUGGAGAGAAUGCUCAACAAAUCAGAAUAUUUCCUUCCAAACUGGGUUGCAUUGGAAUAA
Messenger RNA from Caenorhabditis bovis, 1137 nucleotides. Lineage: Eukaryota; Metazoa; Nematoda; Chromadorea; Rhabditida; Rhabditidae. The record is from the annotation of a GenBank genome assembly.